ACCUUAUCUCUUUGCUAUAAAUAAGUAAAAGGGCCAAGUGAGAGUAGUUGAAUCUGGAAACUUACAAGCCCUUCAAAGUAAGUACCCUCCACACAAUGGCCUGUUCAUCGUCUCCACCAAGCUUUUGCAGAGUGAAAGGCCCGGCUUGCACUUGCAGGCAUAAGACAUCGAUCAUGUACCCAAGAGUGAUAUCGCGAAGCUUUAAAGACGAAGGGAAGGCAGCGAAUAUGGUGGACGCAAACUUGGACGUUCUAAGACAGCGGAUAGACGAAGUAAGGCAGAGGGAGAGACUGAAAGAUCAUCCCCGGGGCCACCAAAACGGCUGGAACUAUCAUCCUCAUGUCCAUGGCUACGACACUCAAAUAGUGAACAGGAAGAAGAAGAAGAAGAAGGCGAUGUUGGUGGAAGCAAUGGAGCUGGUGAUUCUAGCAAGUAGUUCCCUAGGGCUCGUCUUGCUUUGCGGUUCUUUAUGCAUGUGCCUUGUGUCGUUUCUAGUUCGUCUGAACUACUAGCGCUCUUGUGCAAGCUUAAGCUGCUGCUUCUUCUUCCUCUCUUUCUUCUUCUUCAAUGUAUUAUCAAGAAGAUUUUUGAUCUGGUAGAAGGAAAAGAGUCAAGGAACAAACUUUAUUAGGUGGCCAACACUUUCUGCA
Molecule: messenger RNA, 650 nt
Organism: Syzygium oleosum
Lineage: Eukaryota; Viridiplantae; Streptophyta; Magnoliopsida; Myrtales; Myrtaceae
Exons: 2
Coding region: 96-512 (138 amino acids)
Source: RefSeq, a predicted model, not a curated record